Messenger RNA from Striga hermonthica, 612 nucleotides. The record is from the annotation of a GenBank genome assembly. NCBI's taxonomy places the organism in Eukaryota, Viridiplantae, Streptophyta, Magnoliopsida, Lamiales, Orobanchaceae.
AUGGCUAUACAAGGUUUACGGCCGUCGAUUUCAACCGUAGUUGUUCUCAUUCUCGUGUCCACGUCACCAAUGUUGUUAACCGUAAAUUCCCAAGUCUUAGGAUGUUCCCUUGUGGGCAUCGACUUUCAAAAUUGCUUGGCCUCGAGUACUCAAAGAACUCCAUUUGCAAUCAGCUCUUGUUGCACGACUCUUAACAAAGUGCUCGAGGCAGGGUAUUAUUGUCUUUGCACAUUACUUGGCCCUUCCUCUCCCGUGUUUAGCGUUGAGCUUCAGUUGUCCUUCUCGAAUUGCGACAUUGCUAUGCCGCCUUCGACUCAUUGCCAUGAUCCAAAACGGGCGGCAAUGGCACUACCCCCAGCCAAUCCGAUUUUUCCGGCGCUCAAUCCGCUGGAAUCAGCAAGGGACGAUCAAGAGUUUGUGCCUUUGCCGCCGGAAGUUAGUGAGAAUUUGAAUUCCACAGUUGUUGACGAUGGUCCGGUUCUCAACAGCAGCCCAUCGCCAAUGAUCGGAAUCCCUGAACGUUGGGAUCACGUAAAAUCGGACGCAAAAAAUCGGGCGAAUUCGAAAAACAUGAUUGUUUUACUAAUUAGUUUGUGGUUGCUCAUUGCAUGA